This is a messenger RNA of Plectropomus leopardus (leopard coralgrouper), 1595 nucleotides long. RefSeq names its product aminoacyl tRNA synthetase complex interacting multifunctional protein 2 (gene aimp2). Gene Ontology annotation, cellular component: aminoacyl-tRNA synthetase multienzyme complex. NCBI's taxonomy places the organism in Eukaryota, Metazoa, Chordata, Actinopteri, Perciformes, Serranidae. The record is from RefSeq and is a predicted model, not a curated record.
GCGGCCUCUUUCCUGUGUGCCCGGGAGCGUCGGUAUCUGCCGCCGACGCCGCCGCUGCUGCUGCUGCCUGUCAACAUCACCCAGAAGACGUCCGUGUCCGGGAUUUUUGUUUUUAACUGUUUGUCUCUGACUGUCCUCCACCAUGCCCAUGUACCAGGUAAAGCCCAUCAGUGGGGGUCACAUACAGACCGAUUUACCAACCUGCAUGUACAAGUUACCAAAUGUCCACGCGCAGCAAGGGAACAGCUGCACCUCAGAGCACGCGCUUCAGAAUGGCGAGGUGGACCCAGCAGUCAAAGCUCUGGAGGCUCGUCAGGAUGAGAUCAUGAGAAAACUGUACGAGCUGAAAGCAGCUGUUGAGGGCCUGGCAAAGACUGUGACCACGCCAGAUGCUGAUCUGGACCUGACAGUCAGCAGCAGCUUCUCCGCCCAAAGCCCCAGCUCCACGACCUUCAAAGGCGUUACAGACCUGGACACACUACUGGGCAAGGACCUCGGUGCUCUCCGUGACAUCGUCAUCAACGCCAACCCGGCACAGCCUCCCCUGACCCUGCUGGUGCUCCACAGCGUGUUGUGUCAGCGCUAUCGGGUGCUCUCCACCGUCCAUGUCCACUCUUCAGUUACCAGUGUGCCGCCACAGCUCCUGUCCUGCCUCGGUCCUCGCCACGCAGACAGCUAUGCCCGCCAGAUGUUCCAGCUGGGCUUCACCCUCAUAUGGAAAGAUGUUCCCAAACUGCAGAUGAAGUUCAGCGUCCAGAACAUGUGUCCCAUUGAGGGUGAGGCCAACGUGGCGCGCUUCCUCUUCAAGCUGCUGUCUCCCUACCCCACUGACCCUGCUCCCGCCACACUGGUGGACAGCUGGGUGGACACAGCUUUCUACCAGCUGGCAGAGGGCAGCGCCAAGGAGCGAGCUGCCGUCCUACGGGCCCUUAACUCCGCUCUGGGCCGCAGCCCCUGGCUGGCCGGGGCAGAGUUCUCUCUGGCCGACAUCGCCUGUUACUGCUGCGUGCUGCAAAGUGGCUCUGCCUCCUCUACUCCCACUAAUGUCCAACGCUGGAUCAAGUCCUGUGAGAACCUGGGACACUUCAGUCCUGCCAAGCUUUUUCUGCAGUGACUGGGGCCGCCCCGGGACCAGACACCAGCAGGUGUCUUAACACAAGCAAAGUGAGAGAAGGGCAUUAGAAUAUUAAAAUGUCCCAGCCGUGUCUAAAACACCCUCUAAUGCUUCCCUCCUUACUGUAAUAUAUCACCGCACUGACAAAGACUCAGUAGAAGCAAUAUGGUCGACAGUUAAAAUAAUUUAAGAGUAUUUGUCUCCGCCAUGCUGCUUUUGUAUAUUCUAAGGCUAUCUUUAAAAGGGAGGAAGCAUGAGAGGACUGUGAAGACGAGGGCUCGGUGAUGGAGUCAAUCAAAGUACUGACAGAAGUAACACAUACUGUACACCUUCCACCCACUUUGUGCCUAACAUGAUCCUGUUCUAAAUGUGUGGUUAUGUGCGGUGAUGACCAGUAUUACUGUGUGUUUUCACUAGUAAUACUUUGCACCAUUUGUUUUUCUGAAAUCAUUAAAAUUUCCACUUUGGAUCAAACUUUGAA